GGCAGGACUACUUAAGUCCGGGGAAAGUAUUUGCAGGCGUACCCGGAACUGUUUCCAAGGUUUUUUCGGGCUCUAGUUGUGGCGUGGUUGGCUUGUUCUGGGAGCCAAGGCAACGGAGAUCCUCCCAAGCUCGCGAGAGCGCCCUCUUCUCCCCCGGUUUCCGGGACCUAGCGGCACUGAUGGCUCCGGUGUCUGGUUCGCGCAGCCCGGAAAGGGAGGCCUCGGGCUUCAGGGGGAAGCGUCGCAGUUCCUCGAAGAGCCCAAAGCCCAGCAAAUCCGCUCGCUCCCCGCGGGGACGCCGCUCUCGCUCACACUCUUGCUCUCGGUCGGGGGAUCGGAAUGGCGUCAGUCAUCAGCCGAGUGGCUUCAGCCAAGGCUCCCGAAACCAGUCUUACCGCUCUCGCUCGCGGUCACGCUCUCGAGAGCGGCCCUCUGCGACGCGGGGCACCCCCUUCGCUUCUGCCUCCUCGUCCGCCUAUUAUGGCGGCUACUCACGCCCCUAUGGGAGCGACAAGCCUUGGCCCAGCCUCCUGGAUAAGGAGAGGGAGGAAAGCCUGCGGCAGAAGAGAUUAAGUGAGAGAGAGAGGAUUGGUGAAUUGGGAGCUCCUGAAGUAUGGGGACUUUCUCCAAAGAAUCCGGAACCAGACUCUGAUGAACAUACACCAGUAGAAGAUGAAGAACCAAAGAAAAGCACCACUUCAGCUUCUACUUCAGAAGAAGAAAAGAAGAAGAAGAAGAAGUCUGGUCAUUCAAAAGAAAGGUCCAAGAAAAGGAGGAAGAAAAAAUCAUCUAAAAGAAAACACAAGAAGUAUUCUGACGAUAGUGACAGUGACUCUGAUUCUGAAACAGACUCCAGUGACGAAGAUACAAAAAGGAGAGCAAAGAAAGCCAAGAAAAAGGAAAAGAAGAAGAAACGCAGAUCGAAGAAAUACAAGAAAAAGAAGUCUAAGAAGAACAGAAAAGAUUCCAGUGAUUCAAGCUCUAAAGAUUCCCAAGAAGAGUUUCUGGAGAAUCCCUGGAAGGAUCGAUCAAAGUCUGAAGAACCCUCAGAUUUAAUUGGCCCAGAGGCUCCAAAAACACUUGCCUCUCAAGAUGAUAAACCUCUGAACUAUGGCCAUGCUCUGUUACCUGGUGAAGGUGCAGCUAUGGCUGAAUAUGUAAAAGCUGGAAAGCGUAUCCCACGUAGAGGUGAAAUUGGCUUGACAAGUGAAGAAAUUGCAUCAUUUGAAUGCUCAGGUUACGUAAUGAGUGGUAGCAGGAAACAGUAUCUCAUUGUGCUACUCUACUAUGGAUGGCUUAGCCCAUUACAUAUGUUGGAUACUCAAAAGCAACAGGCACCUGGAUGUAUAUUCACAAAACUGUUAUCGAUGCUUCCACUGGCCUCGUGGCGGCCUGCCUCUCCGCAGCCCCAAGCCCUCCUCGCUCCUGGCCUAGAGCGUGGGCCAGCAAUGCGCCCACCGUUCACCGAAGAGAACGUGGAGCCUAUGCACAAAGACAAGCCACCGCUGAACACCAUGGGUCUUCCAGACCAUGCUGAGGGAAUGUCCUUGAGAUGGCAGGCCGGUCCCUGCGAUAGUUCUCAAAACUAUCAACUAAGUGAGGCCGGUGCAGCACUAAAUGUAGACCAGAAGUUGUAUUAACUUUGUAAUCGUGACCAUGGCUUUCCUUGAAGAGUUCCAUCAUCACAGGGUGGCACACUAUGGACAGCAUUACUACUCUAAGUGUGAAUGCCAUCUCCUUGAUCUGUAAACCCUGCCCUGUAAGAUGAGGUCGAUGGAAACCACACAGUGCAGGUGUGUAAGAUCAUCAGCAAAACAAAUGUUCAACUGGAUAAAGGAUGGAGAUGAAAAACAAUUUAGUUUUCUCACUUGGUGGUCUUAUAGUCACCUAGGUUGUUGAUCUACAACAUGGAGUAUCACCAUCUUUACAGUAGUUACACCUUUUCAGAUCUUCACAUUUCAAGUGAUCAGCACACUCAUUUUAAUAAACAUAAUGACCUGUUGCUGCUCUACACUA
Messenger RNA from Rhinolophus ferrumequinum (greater horseshoe bat), 2016 nucleotides. RefSeq names its product NFKB activating protein (gene NKAP). Gene Ontology annotation, molecular function: chromatin binding. Gene Ontology annotation, cellular component: nucleus. Bases 180 to 1640 code for a protein of 486 amino acids. Lineage: Eukaryota; Metazoa; Chordata; Mammalia; Chiroptera; Rhinolophidae. The transcript has 11 exons. The record is from RefSeq and is a predicted model, not a curated record. Gene Ontology annotation, biological process: negative regulation of DNA-templated transcription.